CGCAGGCGCGGUGCCGACCCCAGUCGCGCUUGAUGGCGUUGUGGUUCGGGCGGAGGUUAAAUAUGACAAGGAAUUUGUCUACGGGAAUCUCGAACACAACACGCCAGUUUUGCUGUCUCUGUCCAGAUAUUUAAGAAGAGGAGCAAGGGAUUCACUUGAUUCACUGGCGUGCCCAUCAUUUUACACAGGGGGAAUGCAUUCAUCUGCUCAGACAGUGGGAAUGGAUUCACUCGGUCAUUUCAACUGAAGUUCACACUCGACAGGGCCAUUCACCUGUUGUAAGUGUGAGAAGGGAUUCAGUCAGUUAUCCCACUUGUGGACGCACCAGUCAGUUCACACUGGCCAGAGGCUGGUCAUUUGCUGAAUUUGGGGGGAAGGAUUCACUCGAUCAUCUGACCGAAUGGCUCACCAGCAAGUUCACACUGGGGAGAGGCCGUUCACCUGCUCAGACUGUGGGAAGGGAUUCAGUUGCUCAUCUAAACUGAAGGUACAUCAGAGAGCCCACACUGGGGAGAGGCCGUUCACCUGCUCAGACUGUGGGAAGGGAUUCACUAUAUCAUCUCACCUACUGAGACACCAGUCAGUUCACACUGGAGUGAGGCCAUUCACCUGCUCAGUGUGUGGGAAGGGAUUCACUAUAUCAUCUCACCUACUGAGACAUCAGUUAGUUCACACUGGCGAGUGGCCGUUCACCUGCUCGGAGUGUGGGAAGGGAUUCACUUACUCAUCCCAACUGACGAUACAUCAGAGAGUUCACACUGGAGAGUGGCCAUUCACCUGCUCAGCGUGUGGGAAGGGAUUCACUUGCUCAUCUAAACUGAAGGUACAUCAGCGAGUUCACACUGGGGAGAGGCCGUUCACCUGCUCAGACUGUGGGAAGGGAUUCACUCGGUCAUCCCACCUACAGUUGCACAGGACUGUUCACACUGGGGAGAGGCCGUUCACCUGCACGGACUGUGGGAAGGGAUUCUCUUCUUCAUCCCAACUAAAGGUACAUCAGCGAGUUCACACUCGGGAGAGGCCGUACACCUGCUCGGACUGUGGAAAGAGAUUCACUUACUCGUCCCAACUGAAGGUACAUCAGCGAGUUCACACUGGGGAGAGACCGUUCACCUGCUCAGACUGUGGGAAGGGAUUCGCUCAGUCAUCUGAACUGAAAGUACAUCAGAGAGUUCACACUGGGGAGAGGCAGUUCACCUGCUCGGACUGUGGAAAGAGAUUCACUUACCCAUCCCAACUGAAGGUACAUCAGCGAGUUCACACUGGGGAGAGGCCGUUCACCUGCUCAGACUGUGGGAAGGGAUUCACUAAAUCAUCUCACCUACUGAGCCACCAGUCAGUUCACACUGGCGAGUGGCCAUUCACCUGCUCAGUGUGUGGGAAGGGAUUCACUCAGUCACCUGAACUGAAGGUACAUCAGAGAGUUCACACUGGGGAGAGGCCGUUCACCUGCUCAGUGUGUGGGAAGGGAUUCACUAAAUCAUCUCACGUACUGAGCCACCAGUCAGUUCACACUGGCGAGCGGCCAUUCACCUGCUCAGUGUGUGGGAAGGGAUUCUCUCAGUCAGCUAAACUGAAGGUACAUCGGAGAAUUCACACUGGGGAGAGACCAUUCACCUGCUCAGAUUGUGGGAAGGGAUUCACUCAGUCAUCCAUCCUAAUGGCACACCAGCAAGUUCACAGUGGGGAGCGGCGUUUCAACUGUUCAAACUGUGGGAAGGGAUUCAUUCGGUUAUCUCAUCUACAGAGACAUCAGUCAGUUCACACUGGGGAGAGGCCAUUCACCUGCUCAGACUGCGGGAAAGGAUUCACUCGGUCAUCCACCCUAAUGGCACAUCAGAGAGUUCACACUGGAGAGAGGCCGUUCACCUGCUCAGACUGUGGGAAGGGAUUCACUUGUUCAUCCCAUCUGAAGGUACAUCAGCGAGUUCACACUGGGAGAGGCCGUUCACCUGCUCAGACUGUGGGCAGGGAUUCACUUGUUCAUCUCAACUGAAGGUACAUCAGCGAGUUCACACUGGAGAGAGGCUGUUUACCUGCUCAGUGUGUGGGAAGGGAUUGACUCAGUCAUCUGAUCUACAUACACACAGGCGAGUUCACACAGGAGAGAGGCCGAUCAGCUGCUGAGACUUUGGGAAGUAAUUCUGUCAGCCAAAUCAACCAAAUGUGAACUCAAAUCAUUGAGUUCACAGUGGGGAGAGGCUGUUCAUCUGCUGUGAAUGUGGGGAGCGAUUCACUCAGGUCAUUUAACCUUAUGUAACUCUUGCUUCAGCUAACAACUUAAUAUAGGGGGUGAUAGCCCUUGAGCUUGGCCAAACCUAAGAAAUCUCGUUUGUGCGAAUGCUGCAUGAUGUGUCCCCUGUUACAAAUCAGUACCCCAAAAAUAACAAAGAGUACACAAUAUACGAUUAAACAAUUGAGCUAUUUAAUUCUUACUUUGACUAUAGGAUUAGUAAAGGAAACAAAUAAAAGUAAAAGGGCCCUUUCUCUCCAUUCGUGUCUUCUCAUCUCUCCCUCGCAAAUGACCGUGAAAAUCUACCUUCCAGACUCACAGGAAAAAACAAUAUCUCUCUCAUUGGAUAGCUAGGCACUCCAAAACCCUGUUAUUUCCAGUCAUAAGCUAAACAUUGCUGCUGCAGAGAAACCAUUAGCUCAGCAGUGAAACAGAACAGAGAGACCAUUACAUUAGCAGUGAAAUCUCACAGCAUGUUACACUUGUGACACACUACCGGGUUCACACAGGGGAGAAAGUUUCAAUAAGUUGCAUGCUGGAUAUUUGUCCAUCACUGUUGCUAAAGCUAUUUUGAGAGUGACUAUCAGUGCUGAACUCUGCAAUUAUUGCUGCUGCUCACCACAUCCAGUUCUGGGCAUGGGAGGAGUUUCUUCUACUGCAUAUUCACCUUUAAUGGGACUGGAGUUUAAUAUUGAGUGGGGUGGAGUGUGGCCAGUGAAGAAGUGGAGCUUUGAGGCUUUGGCUCAAGUAGUUUUGGCAGAUGGAUUGUGCAAUCAAGUCAAUCCAGAUUUGAAUAGCUCCUGGAGGCUGUGCCUGUCUGUGAAUGGAGUAAUAGCAGUUUCUGAGCUGCUCCUAGUUUUGUCCCUCUCCCCCAGUUUAAACCGAAUUUAAUAUAUUCAGUUGCUGAUUCUUGAAGGGGAACAGUAUGUCUUUGAGGAGUGGGAAAUACUUGUCUGAACCUUGUGAUAAAGACAACGGGAAAGGAAAGAUGCAAAAGGAAGGAUCUGAUGAAAUGCCAUUGUGGGUGAAGAUAUGGCUUGGAAACAGUUCAUUUAAAGACUAACUUGAAAAGAAUAGUAAUGAAAUGAUGUCAUUUCUGGGAACACUUAAGGAUCUGGAAGCUCAAGUCACUACACACAAAGAGGAAUUGAAGAUAAUUCUGCUAUAGAAAGAGCACACAGAACACUUCGAAAUCUCAAGAUCCAAAUAAACCAAGGGCUGUUCUGGUUUGUAUUCGUUAUUUUAAGAUUAAAGGUCAAAUACUGCAACAGGCAAGAAAACAGAGUUUUUAGAUUUGAGACAUCUGAGCUCGGUUUUUAUGAAGAUUUUUCUAAGGAGUUAAUGGAACGAAGAUUAAAAUUUGCUCUGGUAAUGAAACAGGCAUGUGAUAAGGAAUUGUUUCCUUCCUUGCGUAACCCAACAAGGAUUAAAGUUUUUUCCUCCUGAUUCUCCUCGUACAUUUUGUGAUCCUAAAGUUGCACUGGCGUUUGUUUAAACUAUACCUGCUGCGACUGCUGAUUGAACUGUCUGGCAUAUUAUCUGCAUAAUAGCAUUUCCGAAAGAAGAUUUAUGAAGGCUACUUGGACAUUUCAUUGAGAGACUAUUAAAAGAAAAUUAGGGGACUUGUUUAUUAUUGCAUGUCAUUGUUUUUUUUUGGUAAGAAGAUUUAUGGUUCAAGUAUGACUGUUUAAAUGGUUAUUUGGACAUUCGACGGAGAAAAAGAACAUAAAAGGACUUACUCCUUUAACCUAAUAUCUGGUUUGAUAUUUUUUGUGUUUUUUUCUUAAUUAGCUAACUGGUAGUUUUUCCUACUAAUGGGAAAGCAAAGCCAGUUAGCCAGUUUCGAUCCCUUCUAAACCAUUGUCGGCCUUCGCUCUUGUGUUGCAGCUGUAAUCAAUCGCCUGAAGCUUAACCUCUACCACUAAUACUUCUCUGGAAGAUUUCCGCUUUUCCGCAUUCUACAAGCUACAACACAUUCGCGAAGCCAGCGGCGGUUUUGGUGGAAGAAUUUUUCUCUUCACUAUGUAUAACUUUGUAGUGCUAAAAGUUUUCUUUUUUGUAAUUGAUAAAAAAUAGAGCUGAUGACGAUGUUGAGAGACAGGAAGUCGGAUUAUGGGGUGAUUGUUUUUUGAAGAGCUUGCUGCUGCUUUCUGGAAGCUCUCUUGCUAUGGGGUGCGAGGCAGGGGGAGGAGUGGAGCGACUUUCCUCAUUUCAGGGACAAAGGAGGGGUAGGAGGAACUGACCUCCGGUCGCUUAU
Molecule: messenger RNA, 4490 nt
Organism: Hypanus sabinus (Atlantic stingray)
Lineage: Eukaryota; Metazoa; Chordata; Chondrichthyes; Myliobatiformes; Dasyatidae
Product: zinc finger protein 229-like
Exons: 2
Coding region: 401-1996 (531 amino acids)
Biological process (GO): positive regulation of reciprocal meiotic recombination
Cellular component (GO): nucleus
Molecular function (GO): histone H3K36 methyltransferase activity; recombination hotspot binding; histone H3K4 methyltransferase activity
Source: RefSeq, a predicted model, not a curated record